UGGUGUUACUCACCAUAAUUAUCAACAUCAUCCUCAUAAUGAGACUUCUAUUAUGCCUCCACAACGAACUAUUGGAAUGAAUUCGCAAUUACUUACUGCCAAUAGUUAUGGUCAAGGAACUCAAGCAAAUACUGAUUAUAAUAAUAAUUUCAUUCCUCAAAGAACGAUUUAUAAUGGUGCUGUGCCUUCUACGAUUCAUCAAAAAUCAAUUCCGAGGACGAUAAAUACAAAUAUUCAUCAAAGUCCUCAGAAUUCAUAUUCACGGCCAAAUUCUGCAACUACUUCGCCUAUAACCAGUUCUAUCGCACCACCAUUAUUUACUCAAACUAUUGCUCAAACAUUGAAUACAGACGGUCAUGGCAAUAAUACUAUGCAUUUACCAAUGUUUGAAUCGAAUAAUAACUUAUCGUC
Molecule: messenger RNA, 411 nt
Organism: Racocetra fulgida
Lineage: Eukaryota; Fungi; Glomeromycota; Glomeromycetes; Diversisporales; Gigasporaceae
Source: the annotation of a GenBank genome assembly